This is a messenger RNA of Penicillium argentinense, 267 nucleotides long. RefSeq lists its product as uncharacterized. The record is from RefSeq and is a predicted model, not a curated record. The coding region runs from base 1 to 267 and encodes 88 amino acids. Lineage: Eukaryota; Fungi; Ascomycota; Eurotiomycetes; Eurotiales; Aspergillaceae. The transcript has a single exon.
AUGCCUUACUGGCAGCCCACCUUUUCCGGCGAUGCCGAAGAAAGUCUCGACCUGUUCUUUGAUGAUUGUGAAGCUGUCGUAUCUGCGAAUGGCCUCGACCGAUUUAAGGAAGAGCAACGAGAAAAAUACGACAGGCUAGAGUGCUCCGUUAUCCGGCAUGGCCUCCGCGGUAAUGCCAAGUUGGCGAUACGUUCUUGGUCGCUACGAGUGCUUCGAAACCCGGCUGCUCUUAAGGAAGCGUUGCGUGACCGAUUCCCGUACAGUUGA